AUGUCCCAGCGAUAUCGAUAUCGUGAUGGCGAUGAUGAUGUCGGUAGCGGCUACUACGAAGCUCGCGGGAGGAAUGUUCGUGGGGCAACGUUUAUGGGUCCCUUCUCGCGGGAUGAUUACACCGUUGGAUGGAUCUGCGCAAUACCCUUAGAGAUGGCCGCCGCUAGGGCCAUGCUGGAUAAUAUUCAUGUCGAGCUACCGAAUCAAGAGGACGACCGCAAUGCAUAUACCUUUGGAGAACUUAGUGGACAUUAUGUUGUCAUCGCCUGUUUACCUUUUGGGACAUAUGGUACUACAUCAGCCGCCCUUGUGGCGAGUCAGAUGCGAAGUAGUUUCCCAUCCGUACGGUUUUAUUUGAUGGUUGGAAUUGGAGGAGGGGUUCCGAGCGAGGCUGUCGAUAUUAGACUAGGAGAUAUUGUUGUCAGCAGGCCGACGGGUAGAUAUUCUGGGGUUUUGCAAUAUGAUUUCGGGAAGGCUGUUGCUGGAGGUCGCUUUGAGAGAAUCGGCGCCUUAGAUAAACCACCUUUGGAACUUCUUACCGCAGCCUCUAAGUUACAGGCACAACAGAUCGUGGAAGGGAACCAUAUUUUGGAUUCGCUUUCAGACGCUAUAAAACGAUACCCUCAGAUCCAGAAAACCUUUACGUAUCCCGGUCAGCACCAAGAUCUUCUAUUCGAAGCUGAGUACGAUCACGAAAGAGGAGGCACAUGUCAUUCUUGUAGUAGGGAAUGUCUGGUAAAGCGAGAAGUUAGACCUACAAAUGAUCCUACCAUCCAUUAUGGCCUGAUCGCAUCCGGAAACCAAGUUAUGAAAGAUGGGAGGAUUAGAGACCGAUUGGCUAAGGAGCUUGAUAUCUAUUGCUUCGAAAUGGAAGCGGCUGGUCUUAUGGACGGGUUCGGGUGCCUUGUUAUAAGAGGAAUCUGUGAUUAUUCGGAUUCUCACAAAAAUAAACAAUGGCAAGGAUAUGCUGCUGCAACGGCCGCAGCGUACGCGAAAGCGCUGCUUGAUAUAGUACCAAAAAUUGGAAAAGUAGGGAAACAUCGAGACGCUGAGCAGAUGCGCAUAAGAUGUUUAAGGUCUCUCAGUUUCCAAAACAUCGACGCUCGGUUUUAUAACAUAGCCACAGCCCAUCAAAACACCUGCAAUUGGCUCUUUAAAACGCCGCAGUUCCGACGGUGGGAAGACCGCACCAAUAUCGAAACUUUUAACGGAUUUCUGUGGAUCAAAGGCAAGCCAGGGGCUGGGAAGUCAACAUUGAUGAAGCACGCCCUGGAGUACUGUCGGACUGCGAGUAAAUCUAAGGGCCACUCUAUUAUUGCAUACUUUUUUAAUGCACGUGGUACGAAUCUCGAAAAGACAUGCCUUGGGAUGCUUAGAUCUCUAGUAUGUCAGUUAAUCGAACAGGACGCAAGAGUUUGCAGCAUGUUCAUCUCUAAAUACAUCCGAAAGGAACAAAUGCAUGGGAUGACUUGGCAGUGGCACAUAGACGAGCUUAAGGUUUUUAUGUUCCAAACGAUACAGCAUUUAAACCCGAAUCCUAUAAUACUGUUUGCAGACGCCUUGGAUGAGUGCGAAGAGUCCGAAGUCCGCGAGGCGGUAUCAUUCUUCGAAAAACUGAGUUAUUUUGCUAUUUCUGCUGGGGUUUCACUCAGUGUGCUUCUAUCAAGCCGGCAUUAUCCAACUAUUAGGAUGCAUAAAAUGCUCGAGCUUGUCGUGGAGAGUCAGGCCGAGCACGAUCAAGAUAUUUCCACCUAUGUGCGAGAUAAACUCACAGUUAAGUAUACAAAAGAUGCCAAUAAAAUCGAGAACGAGCUCCUUCGGAAAGCAGGAGGUAUCUUUAUGUGGGUGGUGUUAGUUACGGAAAUGCUCAAUCAAGCCUUCGAUGAAGGCAGGAUUACGGCGGUGUGGAAACGGCUCCGCGAUGUUCCAACCGACCUCGACGAAGUUUUCCGAAUCAUCCUAGAAAAGAACAAUCAUUAUAUGAAUGAAACGCUGCUCAUGCUUCAAUGGGUUCUGUUCGCUCACGGGACACUCCAUGCUAAGGAAUUAUAUUAUGGCGUCAUUGCUGGCACCGAGCCCGGUCUUUUGAAACGACACAACAGUCUAGAAAUAACGGAUGAGAGUAUUGCACGAUUUAUAACAAGUUGCUCAAGAGGUCUGAUCGAAAUAUGCCAGUCAUCACAAACUGUCCAAUUUAUCCAUGAAACUGUUAACGAUUUUUUAAUACGGAACAAAAGACUUCAGUCAUUGGACCCAACCCUCGCUCCACAACUCGCCAGCAGCAGCCACGGUAGGCUUGCUGAAUGUUGUAUAGCGUAUCUUGAGAUGGAGGACCUAAUUGGUUUACAAAUACCUACGUCACGUACGAGUGAGCCCGCAUAUACCAAAACUAGUGGGCGUGUUCAAGAUUAUCCAUUCGUAUACUAUGUCGUACAUUAUAUGCCUCAUCACGCUAAUUUAGCCUGUACUGAAACUAAAAUUCAGCAACGGCUCCUCCGUCGGCUCUUCAAACAACCUAAAGUUUUCCAGCUACUGAAAGAUCUCCACGAUCUUUGGGGGACAGACGAUCACACGAAAUACGGCAGAGACUCGACUUUACUCUAUGUUUUCUCUUUCCUUGGAUACCGGGAGCUUGUCAAAACUCUCUUAUCUGAGAACUGGAGCGAUGUUAAUGCUAAAUGUGGCCAUUUUGGCAAUGCACUACAAGCUGCUUUGUCAAUUCCUGUUUGGCAGGACACAAGGGCGGAUAUUGUGCAGAUGCUAUUGGAUGCUGGCGCUGACGUAAAUGUUAUUGGACCCUAUGGGAGUGUGCUACAUACCGCUAUUUCUCCUUCAACAACUGGGAAGCAUUUCGAUUAUGAUACUACAGUUCUCGUUAUCCGCAAACUGCUAGAUGCAGGUGCCGAUGUUAACGCUAGGGGUGGACGUUAUGCGAAUGCAUUACAAGCAGCUUGCGCAUAUACGGAGUACAAUCUUUACAAAGAAAGAGAGCAAAUUGUCACAAUACUGCUAGAUGCCGGGGCAGAUGCCAACGCACAAGGUGGAGAAUUUGGGAACGCCCUGCAAGCCACGCUUGAGAACUUCAGUUUUAUCGCCAGUAGGCGCGACCCUGAAUACCUACCCGUCCAAAUUGUUAAAAUGCUGUUGAACGCCGGUGCGGAUGCCAAUCAUGUUGGUGGCAACUGCGGUAAUCCACUGUUAGCUGCCAUUUAUCGCGCAGAGGCCAUCAUCGAGGGAAGGAAUUCGACCUUGGAUGACUCGGUCAAAUCACCUUACACUUCUGGAGCCCCCCGGGAGAUGACAGAAGCCGCGCCUACAGAAAUUGUCGACAUCCUACUAAGUCACGGUGCUGAUGUCAAUGCUCCAGUAAACCAUUACGGGACCGUCCUGCAAGCUGUAAUUGCUAGGGUUAUUGAGUUCCCUGACUACAAUACUAGUGAUUUCUCCUUCGAAGUCUUGAAGAAAUUAGUAGAACAUGGUGUGGAUGUCAAUGCUUUAGGCGGGCCCUAUGGUAGUGCAUUACAUGCGGCAGUACGGUGUCCUCAAAAGAAAUUCCGUGCCCUUGCUACUGAAUUACUGCUGCGAGCUGGCGCAAACCCAAAUGUGAGAAGCGGCGGAUUCGCCAGCGUAUCGAAAUGCGUAGCACUUCAGGGAUCGGGAGGCAUGCUGAUGGAACUUUGCAACUGUCCAGGUAGCGAAUUUUACCAUGGGGUCCUUUAUGAUUCAGAUGAUAAACGCCCAUGCGAACGCAAGAUUUUAGGAAUUGAUGACGGUGGGGCCUUAGGUAUUUUCAACAUGCUCAUCGGAUAUGGCGCACUUGAUGCAGCAGAGGAGAAGAAAAAGUUAUAUGAAUUUUUCGGUUGGGAGGCUUUCAAGAUCGAAGCCUUUGAGAAGGGUGGUUAUCCUUUGCUUGAAUCAUUUUUUAAGAAAGAUUGGGAACGGGACUGGACGUUCACGUAUAUCGAACGCUCGUCUUAA
This is a messenger RNA of Orbilia oligospora ATCC 24927, 3978 nucleotides long. RefSeq lists its product as uncharacterized. Bases 1 to 3978 code for a protein of 1325 amino acids. Gene Ontology annotation, molecular function: protein binding; catalytic activity. The transcript has 2 exons. The record is from RefSeq and is a predicted model, not a curated record. NCBI's taxonomy places the organism in Eukaryota, Fungi, Ascomycota, Orbiliomycetes, Orbiliales, Orbiliaceae. Gene Ontology annotation, biological process: nucleoside metabolic process.